CAUCUCAUUUCCGCCGAACAGCCUCAGCCCUUCAAUAUUUCAGUGUUUCUUGUCGGUACUGUCGACCGGAAGAGAAAGUCGCUUGUUAUGACUGACUUGUUUACUUACUUUUAAUUUCAGAAUAUAUUAAUAUAACUGAGCUGCUUCUAAUGGACUAGGUCGUAUGGAAGUGCAACUUUUACCACCCAGGCUCUUUGGUUAGCACUGGCGCAGAGCUAGCUAACUUUGCUACUUUGUGCUAGCGUAGUUUGGAGACCCAAAGUCGUCUUGCCUCAUCAGUUUCCACAUAAUCGACUGCUUUUACAAAUAGGUUGGAGAAUAGAGACUUUAGUGGCGUUGACACAGCGUCCAAACACAGUGCUAAGGUGUGUGAUCUGAAAGGAGAACACUAAAAUAAAUCUUAACACUUUUGCUCAUGCAAAAAAUGAUGGAUUUUGACAACGUAUUAUCAAUCGCCACUCAAAACCAGGGCAGUGUAAAGAAAAGAUACAGUUUACAAGUUGGUCCUCCAAAAAAGGACGCAAGGUCAAAAGGUGUAAAUCCUGCUGCUGUGCAGGCGCUCCUGAAAAGACGACAACAUGAGGCCAGACUGAAAGAAAUCGAAAUGAAGAAGCAGAAACAGGAUCUUGUCGCAAAAAGGGUAGAGUUGAAGUCAGAUCGUAAAGCGAGAGCCAUGGCUUCCAGAACGAAAGACAAUUUCCAUGGUUACAAUGGCAUUCCAGUGGUAGAGGGCCCAAAGAAGAGGAGGUCAAAGCAGGAAAUGGACAACGAGAAAUCAGCAAAUGAUGAAACAUUUCAAAAUGUACUUGACCCAGAAGAUGAUGAGGACAAUUAUGAGUACGAACAGACAGAUUCAGAGCCUGAUCAAGAUCCAGAACCUCUAAGACACAUAAAAAUCUCAACUUUCAGCGGGGGUAGUGGCAGUAGCUCCAAGCCCUCCCCUAAAAAAUCUAGUGGGCCACCCAAGUCUGCUCCAUCCACCAUGAACUUUGCAGAUUUGCUCAAAUUGGCAGAAAAGAAGCAAUAUCAACCAGUCGAAUUAAAACCGAAGGUAAUGAAGGAAGAAAGGCUCCGCACAGCGGAAGAGCUAAGGGAACUAGAGAUCGAGCGCAGAGCUAAGAGGCGCGCCAAAGACCCUACGACUCAGUCUAGUUCUACUGCAGUAAGAAAAAACACGUCUGAGAAAGAGCAGAAAAAUGGUAAACCACAAAAGAGCUUAUUGGAAAGGCCAAAUCAGCCCUGUGGGAUGAAAAAGAAGCCUCAAUUUACACCUUCCUCUAAGGCCUCCACUGGUGAGAGAGAAAGAGACAGACCCAAGACUAAAGUUCCUUUGAAAGUCGCAUCUUCUCAGGUUCCAACCAAACAAGGGGUCCCAAAGACUUCAUCUGGUCAUACCUCUAUAAUUUCAAGUGAACUUAGGUUGAAAAAGGAAAGCUCUUCUUCUGUUCAGGGAAGACCUUCAGGCACACCUCAGACCAGACCUUUCGGUACAUCUGUGAGAGAUUUCAAAUCUCCAAAUGGUAACCCACAAAAAACAAAGCCUACUCAGGGUAGCUCAUUGAAGCAGGAACACACAGGUGUAAAUCAUAAGUCUGGAAAAGGAGAACCACCAAAGUCUGGAAACCAUCCCACAGUAAAAUCCAGUAGCAAUUCUGUGGUUAGACCAUCAAGUGGCCGCCCUAAAGAAGGGAAUAGACCUCAGCCAAGGCCAGGGGGAACACCCCAGGCAAAAGCUGGUGCGAGUAGCUUACACGGUCACCCAGCUGGUACUGGAGGCCGGCCGCCAGGGUUCGGACAGGGUCGAGGCACUAGUGGAGGAUCAUUGCCCAACAGGCAACCGUCAGGCAGCUUUGGAUCAGGGCCUGGGAGACCCAAGUGCACGGUGGUGUCUGAGACCAUCUCAUCAAAAAAUAUGGCUGGACCCAGACCAGGGUAUUCUCCUCGACCAGGGAUGCCACAGAUACCUGGCAUGGCCCCCAGACCAGGAGGGCCAACCAGACCACUGAAUAGACCCCCAGCGUAUCCCCCAGGUACCAUGUUACCGCCCAUCACCAUUGCAUACAAGAGAAAAUACGAAGAGGAAGAUGAAUAUGAUUCAGAAAUGGAAGACUUUAUCGACGAUGGAGAUGACGAGCAGGCAGAGGUUUCCAAACACAUUAAGGAAAUCUUUGGCUAUGACCGAAACAAAUACAAGGAUGAAAGUGACUAUGCUCUUAAAUUCAUGGAGAGCAGCUGGCAAGAUAUGCAGAAAGAAGAAGCAAAGAGUCUCAGAAUGGCUGUGCAGGAAGAUUUGGAGGAGGAGAGAAAGGAGCAAGAGGAGAUGAAAAUGAAGAAUGCCAAAAGGAAAAAAAAUUAACUGACGCACUUUAAACUAUUGUAAUGGACAGUUUAAAAAAAAAGUGUCCUGUCACCUGCCCAUCAACAGGACCACUUGUUUGACAUCAUGUCAAUUACAAACCAUAUGGGACCCCUUAUUGUGUUAUUUGCACUUCUCUCUCUUUGAGUGACACAUGACACUGGAUGAUAUGUUCCAGAGAUAACCUUAAAAUCAAAAUAUACACAGAUGUUUUGAGUAUCAUAGGCUGUAGUGAAAGAUUCAGUUUCUUCUCCCAUUAUUUAUUUAUUUGUCAAUGCAAAGUCCCAUUUUCAAAAAACAAUGUGUUUCAGAGUUUGAGUGUGGAGGAGUGGUAUUUUUUGUUUUAAAGUUGCCAGCUGUCAGAUAUCAGCUGCCAGUGAUAUCUGAGAAGAAGGUGUCACACAUUUCACACAAUAGAUUGUAAAGUCAGUUGACUCACAAUUUUGUAACUUUGUGUUCCUUUUUAAAGGAUUUCCAAACAAA
This is a messenger RNA of Dunckerocampus dactyliophorus (ringed pipefish), 2839 nucleotides long. It is a transcript of the gene spty2d1, whose product is annotated as SPT2 chromatin protein domain containing 1. Gene Ontology annotation, cellular component: nucleolus. The transcript has 6 exons. Gene Ontology annotation, molecular function: histone binding; DNA binding. The coding region runs from base 416 to 2356 and encodes 646 amino acids. Lineage: Eukaryota; Metazoa; Chordata; Actinopteri; Syngnathiformes; Syngnathidae. Gene Ontology annotation, biological process: regulation of DNA-templated transcription; nucleosome assembly. The record is from RefSeq and is a predicted model, not a curated record.